AUGGCUGAUGCUAUCGAUAAAGCAGCGUUGAAGCAGUUUGGAGAAGAAUUCUUGGCAAGUAAAGCGAUGGCAGCCGAUGAUCUGGAGAAUGGAGUGAAAGAGGUUCUGGAGUUAAUCAAGUCUCGAAACGGAGAGUUGUUGUUGCUGGACUCGGAUCCGAAUUUGCUACAAACGAAAGAGAAGUUGGACGCGUUGAAGGCGAUUUCUGGAGGAGAUUCGGAAGGAUCUUCGACUCAAGCCGAUAUGACGUCGAUUCUGCUCCUGUCUAACCUUACUGGAAUCGCUGGAAAUAAAAGUGGAGAUUAUCAUGGAGACGUAAAAAGAAGAAGACAAGAUCCAUUGCCAAGCAGACAACAGUGGUUUCGAUCAGAGGGUGUUUUCCGAGGCCAGGGAAAUACUCGGCAAAAUGGAGGCCAAGAGAUGGCAAGAGAAGCAUUCGCUGCUACAAAUGCCAAGGAUAUGGGCACUAUGCCAAUGAUUGUGAACAACGAAGAAAUUAAGCGGUUGGAGGAAGAAGGUGUCGUCGUCAGAGUUGAAGAAGAGCCGAGAUGUGUGUCCCCGCUCCACGUUGUGGAACAAGGUGACAUUGGUGUGGCGAAGGCAAGAUGGAUGAUGCAGGUGGUCGGCGAAAACCAGAAGACGAAGAACAAAUCGAAGUUGGCAAGGAAGAAGAAGUCUCCAGGUGAGGAAAAAGAGAUUGAGUUCUGGAGAGCGAGAGGCGCAGAACUUUUGAGAAGAAAUUUAUUAGAAGUUGAGUCAAUGCCCGACUUUUUCCUGUAUACCGAUGCCUCUGCGCGUGGUAUUGGAGGCUUGUUAAAGAAUGAGAGGCAGGAUAUUUUGUGGAAAAUGACAGAAAUCGGCGACGGAAACUUUGAAAAACAGUCGAGCGCUUGGAGAGAGUUGACCGCGGUCGAAGUGGCUUCGGCGAGAAUAAGUUCAAACCUGAAAGGGAGAGUUCAGGUGUUAGUCGAUAGUCAGGCAGCCGUGAGCGUGUUGAGAAGAGGCUCCAUGAAGCCAGAGCUGCAUUCUUUAGCUGAGAGAGUGUGGCAUAACUUGGAGAACGUCGGUGAGAGCUCGUUUUUGUGGAUUCCUAGAGAGAAAAAUGUAGAAGCGGACGAAGCGAGUAGAAACUUUGAUUUUGAUGACUGGGGAAUAGCUGAGCGAGUGUUUAGUCAUGCACAGAGAAUGUGGGGCGAGAUAAAAGUGGACUGGUUCGCAGAUGCGAAUAAUAAGAAGACGGAAUUGUAUUUUUCUAGAUAUCCCGAGUUUGGAACGAGCGGAGUCAACGUCUUCGAGCACGUCGAGAGAGCAGAGCGAAUGGGACUUCCUUGGUUAGUACCUCCACCAGUUUUGAUACCUCAGUUAAUAAAAAUUAUGAGGAGAAGGAGAUUGAGAGGCGUGCUAGUUGCCCCGUUGUGGAAAAGUCAUAUUUCUUAUCAGGCGCUUGUAGAUUAUUCAGGGAGGUUCAUAAGGGAAGUAAAAGACUAUAUUAUCUACGAGAAAAACGAUUGUAUUUUCAUUCCCGGGGAGGGAUCUAGGCAUUGCGAGGCUACUAACUCAAAAUUUUACCCAAAAUGCAUGUUUAAUCACACGGAAAUCAAUUCGAAAACUGUCGAAUUUUUUCCACUCUGUAAUUUUAUUUAUGGAAUUAUUGUGAUCAAUGAAAAUACCGAUUUAUCAGCUAAUCAGUUGAAAAACGUUUUCAAAAAAAUGACAUCAUUGGCUGGUGGGAUAAGAGUGGAAAACUCGAACUUUGAACAUCUUUCAUUUUUUUCGAUUAAUAAAGUUUUAUGUGUCACUUAUGGAAUUUUUAUUCUGAACAAUCAGAAUUUAACGGACGUUGGAUUUCUGACAAAAGUUAAUCUGGAAGGCGAUGAUUUGGGAAAUGAAUGUGAUUUUCGAGUGGAAAAUAAUACGAAAUUGAAUGCUGAAAGUUUAUGUGAUCAAGGAAAAUUGGCAACGCUUAUGGAUAUGAGAUUUAGCGGGAAUUUGAAAGAUUGUGAAAGUUGCCAAGGAGAUCAAAUUUCCGAUCUCUCAAUUUCCACUUUUCAAAACUGCACCAAAAUUUUACGAGGUCUUCAACUCGAUAAUUUCACCAAUCUUGAAAUUUUAUCAAGUUUAUCAAAGAUCGAAAUUAUCAGAGGUGGAAUUAAUAUUCAAAAUUCGCAAAUUGAAAAUUUAUCGUUUUUGGAAAAUCUCGAUGAUUUGGAAAUUAAUAAUUUUGGUGAAAACGAGAAUUUGGUUAUAAACUUGGAAGGAAAUCCAAAUCUCAAAAGAUUAUCAAUCCCAAAUUGGCGGGAAAUUAUAAAUUCGAACGAUGGAAUUAAAUUGGUCAAUAUUCAAUAUAAUCAUCCAGAUUUUUGUUUGACAAUUGAAGAUAUCACAUUUUUCCUGGAAAAUUUUGUUUCGUUUUUCGAUUUUAAUCUGGAAAUCUGCCAAGAUUCUCGAGAACAAAUUGAGUUUUCCAAAAUCUGUAGCUUCUAUUCAAUGGAAAACUUACCAGAUGCUUGUAAUAUUAUAAAGGGAAACAUUGUUAUAAAUUCUGGAGAUGAGAAAUUUAUGUAUAAACUGAAAAGUAUUUUAUACUUAUUUGGAUCUCUCACAAUCCAAAAUACAACUUUGGAAAGUUUAGAAGACAUUAAUAGUUUGAAAUACAUCUUACAUACUGAUGAUUCCCUUCCAAUUUUUCAAAUCGUGGGAAACAAGAAUUUGACAAAUUCAGAUUUUGUGGAGAUGUUGAAUAUUGUGACUACUGGAAAUCGAGAGGCAAUUUUUCAAGACAAUCAUCGAGACAUUUUUCGAUGGAGUAAUGGAUGUAAUUUAUUUUUUUAUUUUGAUAAGGAUACAGUAAUCCGGAGAAAUCGAUUGAAAUUGGAUUUUAUUGGUGGCGAUUGUGGAGAGAGAAUUCAAAUUGUGUAUAGAACUUCGAAAAGUGUGAAAUGUUUAUAUUGGUUUGUAAUUUGCAUACUAUUAAUUUUUAUUUAA
Molecule: messenger RNA, 2985 nt
Organism: Caenorhabditis briggsae
Lineage: Eukaryota; Metazoa; Nematoda; Chromadorea; Rhabditida; Rhabditidae
Exons: 8
Coding region: 1-2985 (994 amino acids)
Molecular function (GO): RNA-DNA hybrid ribonuclease activity; nucleic acid binding
Source: RefSeq, a predicted model, not a curated record